GCAGUGGGCGGGGCGGGGGUGUCCGUGCCCAGGCUCUGGAUUGGGAGCAGGGCAGCAGCCGGGCCGGGUCGGCAGCGUGUGCGGCGCUGCACGAAAAUGCACUCGGAUGCCGCCGCUGUCAAUUUUCAACUGAAUUCUCAUCUAUCAACGCUGGCAAAUAUUCACAAGAUUUACCACACCCUCAAUAGGCUGAAUCUGACAGAGGACGUUGGUCAAGACGAUCACCAGACAGGAGAGAGCCUUUCAAAGAUUCGAAGAAUAGGAAGUCUUCGGUCUUGCAGUUCAUCAGACUGCUUUAGUAAAGUGAUGCCUCCAAGGAAAAAGAGGAGACCUGCAGCAGGCGAUGAUUUAUCUGCUAAGAAAAGUAGACAUGAUGGUAUGUAUAGAAAAUAUGAUUCAGCUAGAAUAAAAGCAGAGGAAGAAGAAGUCUUUUCAAGUAAGAGAUGCUUAGAAUGGUUCUAUGAAUAUGCAGGCACAGAUGACAUUGUAGGGCCAGAAGGUAUGGAGAAAUUUUGUGAAGACAUUGGAGUCGAACCAGAAAAUGUAGUUAUGCUUGUGCUAGCAUGGAAGUUGGAUGCACAAAACAUGGGCUACUUUACAUUACAAGAGUGGUUAAAAGGAAUGACAUCACUACAGUGUGAUACUACAGAAAAAUUGAGGAAUUCUCUGGAUUACUUGAGAUCUUUAUUAAAUGAGCCUACUAAUUUUAAACUUAUUUAUAGAUAUGCCUUUGACUUUGCACGGGAAAAGGACCAGCGCAGCCUAGAUAUCAAUACUGCCAAGUGUAUGUUGGGCCUUCUUUUAGGAAAAGCAUGGUCCCUUUUUCCAGUAUUUCAUCAGUUUCUAGAGCAAUCAAAGUACAAAGUUAUCAAUAAGGACCAAUGGUGUAACGUUCUUGAAUUCAGCAGAACAAUUAACCUUGACCUCAGUAACUAUGAUGAAGAUGGAGCCUGGCCAGUAUUGUUGGAUGAGUUUGUGGAAUGGUAUAAAGGAAAACAGAUGACAUAGGAGUUUAACUAUGCACAGCCACUCAAGAGUCACUGUUACCACAGUUAUGUCAACCAUUAGCCAUAAACUGCUAUUUGUAUCAAAGUGCAUGCUGCUUUUCUUGCACUGCAUCCCUUUGGCAGGGAACUUUUGAUGUUUGCUAUUUAACAAGCUAGCUAUGCUUGCUGUUUAGCAUUGUUCUCUUUGAAGGCUGCUUUGCAUUUUGUAUUUACACUAUGAAUUGGUGAACUUGCCAGAGUCUUCACUGUGAUUAUGUGUAUAUUGCUGUCUAAAUUUUGUAUAUGUGUAUAAAAAAAGGCUUCACCUAGGAAUUAUUUCUGCAGAAAUGUAUUGUAAAAAUAAUUUUGUGGCAUAUUUCUAAUCAUCACCUACAUGUCUGUUGGAACUUUAAGUAUUUUGUUUUUCUUUUGGUCUUAAAUGUAGCAUUUCAGACUUUUUGGACAUAGUUAUGUGAAGAACUAGUUUCAAUAUUACUAUUUGAGAUGCCAAUUUCUGAGAAGAGAAGACAUGCUGUGAUUUCUUGCACCAGAAUUCGCCAAACCUGACCUAAUGCUUUAUAGGAAUGAAACAUUGGUGUCUUAAAAAAUAUAUAUACUUAUAAAUAUUUAAACACUGUAAUAGUUGUACAUGCCACAGAUGUUUUCCAUUCGAAGGAAAAAGUACUGACUUUCUAAUGUUAAAACUGCAGUAGUCAUUACAGGUACAAAUGAACAAAUUAAAGUACCUUUUAAAAAUGGG
This is a messenger RNA of Hirundo rustica (Barn swallow), 1746 nucleotides long. RefSeq names its product defective in cullin neddylation 1 domain containing 4 (gene DCUN1D4). The record is from RefSeq and is a predicted model, not a curated record. The transcript is spliced from 12 exons. Bases 97 to 1008 code for a protein of 303 amino acids. Gene Ontology annotation, biological process: positive regulation of ubiquitin-protein transferase activity; protein neddylation. NCBI's taxonomy places the organism in Eukaryota, Metazoa, Chordata, Aves, Passeriformes, Hirundinidae. Gene Ontology annotation, molecular function: ubiquitin-like protein binding; cullin family protein binding; ubiquitin conjugating enzyme binding. Gene Ontology annotation, cellular component: ubiquitin ligase complex.